AUGUCAAAUUUUUAUAAUAACAAUCCCAGAAGGAAUACAUUUAGAUUAACAGAAAGAAUAAAAAAGAAACCGUAUCAAACAUUAAUUGUAUUUAUAUUAAUAUUUUUGUUUUUAUAUGUAUUUGGACCAUUUGGUGAAAAGAAAUCAAACAAUAAUAACAAUAAUCAUCCAGUUUCAAAAACUUCUUCAUUUACAGAAUCAUUAUAUACAAAAUUUCAAACUGAAACAUUUGCCUAUAGAGCAAAUGGUGAUUUAAAAAAAUAUGAUAUAUCAAUUAUAACACAAUUUACAGUUGAUAGAUUUGAUAGAAUAGCAAUGAUGGCAGAUAAAUGGAGAGCACCAAUUUCAGCAGCAGUUUAUAUAACGAGUUUUAAGGAUAUUGAUGAAGUAUUUAAAUUGGUUAGAAAUAGUUUUGCAGUUACAGAGUUUGUCGAUUUACAUUUUCUAUUUGCAAAUAAAACCAGAUAUCCAGUUAAUAAUCUUAGAAAUUUAGCAUUAAGAAAUGCUAGAACCGAAUGGUGUUUAUUAUUAGAUGUUGAUUUCAUUUCACCAUUGGGUAUGUAUGAUUAUUUACAUUCAACUUUAGAGAAACUUGAUACAUCAAAUAAUAAUAAUAAUAAUAAUAAUAAUAAUAAUAAUAAUAAUAAUAAUAAUAAUAAUAAUAAUAAUAAUAAUAAUAAUAAUAAUAACAACAACGAAAAUAAUGAUAAUGAUAAUGGUAAUAAUAAUAAUAAUAAUGAUAAUGAAAAGAAUUUUAAAAAGAAACAAGAAGAUUUAAAAAUUGAUCCAAAUGAUUUUGAAGGUGAUUUAAAAGCAAUUGAAAAACUGAAAAGAAAUGGUGAAAAAUUAUAUGUUAAAAAUUUAAAAAAAGUUUUAGAUGGUAGUGAAAAUAAUCUUGGUAAAAAUAUAAAUUUUAAUAAUAAUAAUAAUGAUAAUAAUAAUAAAGAUGAUGGUGGUGGUGGUGGUUACUAUUUAAAUAGUGAUAAUAGUAAUAUAAAUAAUAAUAAUAAGAUUGCAUUUGUAAUACCAUCAUUUUCAAGCUCAAUUUCAAGAUUUGAUUUUCCAGAUAAUAAAAAGGAUUUAUUGGAUUUUAUAAAACAAGAUUUAAUUAAAGAGAUUAAUUCAGGUGUUUGUCCAAAAUGUCAUGGUCCAACAAACUAUAGUAGAUGGUAUUUAUCUUCGGAACCUUAUUUAGUUCAAUAUAAAUGGAUUUAUGAACCUUUUUUACUUUAUAAUAGAUCUCAAAUUCAUGACUAUGAUGAACGUUUAAAAGGUUAUGGUUUUGAUAAAAAUUCUCAUACUUUUGGUAUGGCUGCUGCUGGUUUUGAUUUUGUAGUUUUACCAGAUGCAUGGAUUAUUCAUAUGAAUCAUGUAUCGAAACCAUGGGAAGGAGCUGAUACUUUUAAUGAACAAAUGUUUGAUUGUUUAUCAAUAGUUUGUGAAAGUAUUUUACCAGAUGCAAAGAGUAAAAAUGGAUAUGAUCCAAAUGCAAAAUUAUUUAAUGAACCUUUAAAAAAUAAUGAUAAUUGUUUAACAAGAGAACAUUGGUAA
This is a messenger RNA of Dictyostelium discoideum AX4, 1551 nucleotides long. RefSeq lists its product as hypothetical. Gene Ontology annotation, cellular component: membrane. The record is from RefSeq and is a predicted model, not a curated record. NCBI's taxonomy places the organism in Eukaryota, Evosea, Eumycetozoa, Dictyosteliales, Dictyosteliaceae. The transcript is spliced from 3 exons. Bases 1 to 1551 code for a protein of 516 amino acids.